AUGGCUGAGGCAACACCACCUUUGCAGUUCAAAGCAACCUGGAUCGGCACCAGCAUGAUCCUCUUUGACGACGGCGUCACCAGUGUGCUCAUCGACGGCUUCUUCACCCGACCCAGCUUCAUCUCCACCAUUUUCUGGAAGGUCAGCUCCGACGAGGCCAUCGUCACCCGGUGCCUGGAAAAAGCCGGAAUCGCCAAUCAACUGCAGGCCGUCUUCGUCGCCCACUCACACCACGACCACGUUCUCGAUUCGCCCACCAUCUGCGCAAGGACUGGAGCCAAGCUUGUUGGGUCCGAGUCCACGCGUCUUGUCGGCGAAGGCUACGGGCUCCCGCAGGACCAAAACAUUAUUGUUAGUGAUGGCGACGUCCUCCAGUUCGGCGCCUUCCGCAUUACCAUCUUCGAGGGCCUGCAUUCGCUCGGGGAUCUUUGCCCCGGCGAAUUAACAGAGCCGCUCAGCGGUCCAUGUAGAUACACGGCCUUUAAGACGGACAAGUGCUAUUCAUACCUGAUUGAGCAUGGCGCCGAGCGCGUGUUUGUCCAUCCCAGCGCCAACUUUGUCCCCGGAAAGUUUCGAGAUCUCAGGUGUGGGACUGUCUUUCUUUCCACGGGAACCCUAGGGAAACAGCCUGUCGAGUUUCGGGACCAGUACUGGGACGAGACGGUCGGGAUGAUGGAGCCGAAAAGGGUUAUCCCCAUCCAUUGGGAUGCUUUUUGGACGCCGAUAGAUAGUCCAGGUCCAGUGGCGCCUCUUCCUUGGCCGUUUGACAAAUGGGCGGUGACGACCGCGUGGAUGGAGGAGAGAGGCGCCGCUGCAGGCGUCGAGAUUUAUCUGCCGAAGCUCUGGGAAGAGUUUGUUUUUGGCUAGAAUGGAAUAUUCACUUGGAUGGCAACAGGCCAUGAGGGAAGGUUUGCUAUGUUGUUGGAAAUUCUAUUAUCAC
Aspergillus calidoustus is the source of this 940-nucleotide messenger RNA. The record is from the annotation of a GenBank genome assembly. Lineage: Eukaryota; Fungi; Ascomycota; Eurotiomycetes; Eurotiales; Aspergillaceae.